AUGGCCAACAAAGCGCUCAUCUUCAAGGAAAUCCCCCAGGGGUACCCCGUUCCUGGUCAGCACCUCACCAUUGAGAACGCCACCUAUGACGCCAACGUUCCCGCUCCCAGCGAUGGCGUCGUUCUCGAGUCCCUCUACACCAGCUUCGACCCCUACAUGCGUGGCCGCAUGCGCUCCGCCGAGACCAAGUCUUAUGCUCCUGCCUUUGAACUGAACAAGGCCAUUGAGAGCGCCAGCAUUGCCAAGGUCGUCCGCUCCAACACCGACUCUUUCAAGGAGGGCGACCUCGUCAUUGGCCACGUCCCCGUCCAGCAGUACGUUGCGCUCGACAAGCAGAACUUGCAGCGCAUUCGCAAGCUCGAGAACCCUCUGGGCAUUGAGGAUAUCCGUGUGUUCCUUGGUCCUUUGGGCAUGCCCGGUCUGACUGCCUACUCUUCUCUGUAUGCCAUUGGCAAGCCCAAGAAGGGUGAGACCAUCUUCGUCUCCGCUGCCAGCGGUGCCGUAGGCCAGCUCGUCGGCCAGCUCGCCAAGCACGAGGGUCUCCGGGUCAUCGGUUCCGUUGGCUCUGACGAGAAGCUCGACUACAUCCUCAAGGAGCUUGGCUUUGAUGGUGGUUUCAACUACAAGAAGGAGAAGCCGUCCGAAGCUCUCGCCCGCCUCGCCCCCGAGGGUAUCGACAUCUACUACGAGAACGUCGGCGGCGAGCACCUCGAGGCUGCUCUCGACGCCAUGAACAACUUCGGCCGUGUGGUUGUUUGCGGUAUGAUCUCUCAGUACAACUCCGCCCCCUACCCCAUCAAGAACAUCCAGAACGUGCUCGUCAAGCGCAUCACCAUGCGCGGCUUCAUCGUUGCCGACGCCGACAUGGGUCCCAUCUACACCAAGGAGCACCAGGAGCGUGUGCAGAAGUGGAUCAAGGAAGGCUCCUUCAAGGUCCUCCUCCACGAGACCAACGGCAUUGACAACGCCGCCGAGGGCCUUGUCGGCAUCUUCCACGGCAAGAACAUGGGCAAGGCCGUCCUGAAGUUCUAA
This is a messenger RNA of Penicillium oxalicum, 1032 nucleotides long. RefSeq names its product MDR family NADP-dependent oxidoreductase. NCBI's taxonomy places the organism in Eukaryota, Fungi, Ascomycota, Eurotiomycetes, Eurotiales, Aspergillaceae. The record is from RefSeq and is a predicted model, not a curated record. Gene Ontology annotation, molecular function: oxidoreductase activity, acting on the CH-CH group of donors, NAD or NADP as acceptor. Bases 1 to 1032 code for a protein of 343 amino acids. The transcript has a single exon.